Messenger RNA from Trichoderma citrinoviride, 159 nucleotides. RefSeq lists its product as hypothetical. The transcript has a single exon. The record is from RefSeq and is a predicted model, not a curated record. The coding region runs from base 1 to 159 and encodes 52 amino acids. Lineage: Eukaryota; Fungi; Ascomycota; Sordariomycetes; Hypocreales; Hypocreaceae.
AUGGCAGUCUCUUGCGCUCACUCCUUUGUCAUGAUUAAGUCUGACAAUACUCUCGUCCAGUGGAUUUGCCAGCACUGCCGCUCGGGGCCUCACUGGGCAAUCUAUGAAUGCACCUACUGCAAGCUUCAUCUAUGCCGCCCUUGUACCCAGGCGGCGUAA